Molecule: messenger RNA, 941 nt
Organism: Coffea arabica (coffee)
Lineage: Eukaryota; Viridiplantae; Streptophyta; Magnoliopsida; Gentianales; Rubiaceae
Biological process (GO): rRNA base methylation
Cellular component (GO): cytoplasm
Molecular function (GO): rRNA (uridine-N3-)-methyltransferase activity
Source: RefSeq, a predicted model, not a curated record
CAAAGGCUGAUCUUUGAACUUGAGAGAUUUAGAGAUGAAAAAUAACGAGACAAAAGAAAGAUGGAUUCAGCACUACAGUAGUUCCCAUAAGAUAUUGCUAGUAGGUGAAGGAGAUUUUUCAUUUUCUGCUUGUUUAGCCAAAGCCUUUGGCAGUGCUGCAAACAUGGUGGCAACAUGUCUUCAUACUGAAGCGAUGUUGUGGGUGAGACAUUGGACAAGCACAGCACAUCUUCAGGAAUUGAAAAGAUUGAGAGGCCUUGUUUUGUAUCAAGUUGAUGUCCACAACAUGAACGAGCAUCCAUACCUGAAGUACAUGAAAUUUGAUGUCAUACUAUUUAACUUUCCCCACGCAGGGCAUUAUCGAUGGUUACGUGAAAGAGACUCCAUCCUUAUUCGGAUGCACCAAGAUCUGAUUGCAGCUUACUUCAAAACAGCCAAAGAAAUGCUGCUAGAAGAAGGUGAAAUUCAUGUAACCGUUAGGGAUGAUUAUCCCUACAAUAGAUGGGAAGUUGAGAAGCUAGCAGAAUGUGCAGGUUUACAACUGAAAGACAAAGUUGAAUUUAGAAAAGAGAACUAUCCGGGGUACCAAAACAAGAGAGGAGGCAACAUAAAUUGUAACCAAAGAUUUCCACUGAAAGCAUGUUACACUUACAAAUUCACUUUGAAAGUGAGUGCUUUGGAGAAUAGUGAUGGCAGCGAAGUGUAUGAGAGUGCCAGCACUGAAAUCACCAGUAUUAUAACCACAGUGGAGGAUCUACAAAUUUGAGGGCAUAUUUAGGUUAUUGCUAAUAAAAGGAUGGUUAAUUUCUGGAAAUCCUGUGUGGCUAUUGGCCAUAUCAUAGACUCUGCAUCCGUACACUGAUGUUAUGGUGGAAUAUGUAAAUUGGUAUUGGAAAACUUAAUUAAUUGUCCAAAAAGAAAGGAAGAAGAUUUUCAUGUAU